Drosophila ficusphila is the source of this 1269-nucleotide messenger RNA. Its product is annotated as ribosome biogenesis protein BRX1 homolog. Gene Ontology annotation, biological process: rRNA processing; ribosomal large subunit assembly. Gene Ontology annotation, molecular function: rRNA binding. Gene Ontology annotation, cellular component: nucleolus. The transcript is spliced from 2 exons. The coding region runs from base 101 to 1171 and encodes 356 amino acids. NCBI's taxonomy places the organism in Eukaryota, Metazoa, Arthropoda, Insecta, Diptera, Drosophilidae. The record is from RefSeq and is a predicted model, not a curated record.
UCGCCUCGCGUGCCAACCCUGGUUGUUUUCAUUCGCGCUCCACGUUGUUUUGCCUUUCCAUUUCUUUUUCAUUGUUUUUUAAAUAAUUUAAUAACUUAAAAUGGGUCGCAAAUUUCAGAAUAAGAAAAAGAAGGCGGCUCCUCAGCUGGAGAUCGUACCUAUGGAUGAAAACCCACCGCUGCCGCCGCAGCGCUCUUCAGAUGAAGUGGUGCCGAAAAAGGAGAAGUGGGUAAACAAGCAGCGCGUGCUGGUCUUCUCCGCCCGUGGUAUAAGCCACCGGGAUCGGCAUCUAAUGAAGGAUAUCAAAACACUGAUGCCCCACCACCGUCCUGAAUCAAAAAUGGAGCGCUCCAAAACUCUUUCGGUAGUCAAUGAAAUGUGUGAGAUGAAGCACUGCAACAAGGCGAUGCUCUUUGAAGGUCGAAGGAAGCGGGAUCUGUACAUGUGGAUAUCUAAUACUACGGGAGCUACUGGUCCUUCAGCCAAAUUCUUAAUUGAAAACAUUCACACAAUGGCCGAACUAAAGAUGACUGGCAACUGCUUGCGAGGAUCACGCCCUCUGCUCUCCUUUGACUCCAAGUUUGACGAGCUGCCGCACCUGAAGCUGCUUAAGGAACUUUUCGUCCAGACCUACUCGGUUCCCAAUCACCAUCCCAAGAGCCAGCCCUUUGUGGACCAUGUGUACACCUUCACGUUCCUUGACAACCGCAUCUGGUUCAGGAACUUCCAGAUUCUCUCCGAGGAUGGUGGUCUGUCCGAGGUGGGACCCCGUUAUGUGAUGAACCCAGUGAAAAUUUUUGAUGGUUCUUUCACUGGCAAAACUAUCUGGGAGAAUCCCGACUAUGUAAGCCCGGCAAAACAAAGGCAGAUGCUCAGGAAGGCCGCGAAGGACAAGUACGUUAACCGAGUGGAACAGAAGGUUAAGCAUGAGGCGACUCGACCUGUCAGAGCGUACGAUGGCGUUGACAAUGAGGAAAUCUUUGAGGAUGACGACCCCAUUGAGACGGCUAAGAUUCUAGCUGCGAUAGCUAAGAAAAAGAAGGAUGAAGCUGCCAAGCAAACGCCCAAGUCUGCGCUGACCAAGAAGAUCAAGGAAAAGCAGAUGAAGGCAAUUAAGGAAGUGAUCGAAAGAAAGAAGGCAAAAACAAUUAAACGCGUGAAAAAGGUUUAAACACCUCGAUUUUACAUUUAGAUACAAAAACGAUUAAACUUUAUAAAUACGUUUACAAACUGUGCAUCCUAAGUUUGAAUAUAUAUCAAUAGACAAGA